AUGGAGGCCAAGCGAGUAAGGAGGGAUGUUAAAGCUUUGUUGGGUGAAUAUAUUGGACAAAGACUCAGAGAAAAUGGUUUUGAUCCAAAGGGGAAAGGCACUUCUACAAUGUUAGAUGAUCUGGCCCACUAUGACUUGGCUAUAAGUGUGGCUUUGUGGUGGCUCAAUAAAGAUGAUGGGAAGAAUGACGUCAUAGGAAUUGGUAGUCCAGGACAUAGCCACCAGUACCCUAAUCGCCUGGAAAGAGAGGCAAUGAUCCUUUCUUCCUUUGCAGGAAUGCUUCUGAAUACAUUACCAAUAGAAGGCAUUCUGUCUAUGUAUAAUUGCAAGCCAUCUGCAUCUUACCCUCAUAAUCGCACUAAGGGUAAUAUUGUUCACCCAUUCUCCCUCUCCUAUCAUCCAUUUGCCAUGCUUAGUUCAUUCAAAGCAGUAGACCAUUCAAGACAACACACACAGGUGCUAAAACGCUGGAUCAAGGAACACAGUAAACGUGAUGCCACUGCAAGAACAGAGACACUGGAGUCCCCCUCCUCGUCGUCCUCUUCUAGCUCCUCAUUUAAUGACAGUGAGGACUCCUUUAAAGAUGAAACAACACACUAUGAGGGCUCUCAAGAAUCUCUGCAGGAGUAA
Molecule: messenger RNA, 630 nt
Organism: Xyrauchen texanus (razorback sucker)
Lineage: Eukaryota; Metazoa; Chordata; Actinopteri; Cypriniformes; Catostomidae
Exons: 8
Coding region: 1-630 (209 amino acids)
Source: RefSeq, a predicted model, not a curated record